This is a messenger RNA of Exophiala oligosperma, 1044 nucleotides long. RefSeq lists its product as uncharacterized. The record is from RefSeq and is a predicted model, not a curated record. Lineage: Eukaryota; Fungi; Ascomycota; Eurotiomycetes; Chaetothyriales; Herpotrichiellaceae. The coding region runs from base 1 to 1044 and encodes 347 amino acids. The transcript is spliced from 3 exons.
AUGGCUCCAGUCGCAGACAACUCGUUCUGCGCUACUCUCUUUCGAGACAGGCUUAAGAGCACAGAUCGAGAGAAAAUAGCGAAAGUCUUAAACGGCCUCGGCACCGCCCUGACGAACAUCUCCUUGGAGAAGACAACACCCGUCAAGAAGUCAUCGAUCUUCGCGAGAAAGUCGGCAGCAGCGCAUGAAAAAGACUAUCGAGCUGAAGCCAAAGCCGAUGCGAAGAGGCUGCAUGCCAUCAUCCAUGGCUGCCUCACUAGGCCCGUUGCCAGACUACUAGCCGAGCGCAGAUUUGACCAGCUGCCCAAGUUGAUAUAUCAGUUAGUAGCAUUGAACGAUGAGGCCAACUUGGCUGAUGAAAACUUCCAAGCAGUACUGGUGAAGCUAGAGAUACUGGUAUCCACCACGCGUCCCACAAUGGACUUUGAAGCCGUCUUCAGCGGCCCCUCUUCCUUCGAGGAGGUUGGCAUUCUGACCAGACGAGGAAAGCUGCCAUCCGGAUUGGAACCGGACCCCGAACAUCACUCCCGUGAUUCUCAAGAGCUUCAAGAGGGAGGCGGCGUCUUUGAGAAGAUCGAUAUGGUCUCCGUGAGCAUCGAACCUGCCGAGGAAAAGAUGGCGCGCUUUACAAACUGGUACGGUGCACAGUGGGAAGAGCGAGAUGCCAGUAAGCUCCACAUGGCGGAUUCUCAACCCCCGGAUUCGUCGUUCGAGAGCAGCGACGACAGUGAAGCCGAAUAUGUUCCAGACGAAGGCGAAGACAACUCAGACCUGGAAGUCGAAAAGGCCCCUGGUGAUUCCACUUCGAACGCUCUGAUCAGGAAUGAGGCUGAUGACGGAGACACAAGUACACCCCAGGUCGACACUCUCGGCGAAAGAGGAAGAGGAGAAAAGCGAAAAGAGGCCAAGGAGGAAGCUGGAUCGGCGAAGAAGAAGCCAAAGAAUGUGGAUUCUGGCAAUAGGCCGGUCACAAGAGCAAUAAAGAAACAACAACUGCAGGCGCAGUCGGAGCAGGGGCCUCGGAAGAGACAGAUCUCGCCCUAG